AAAACAAAACAACUCAAACGCCUCCGUCUUUUUCUCUCUCCCUUCCAAUGAUGAUAUUAUUAUUCUGUGGUAUUUCUUGUGGUUUGGUUCCUGUUGUUGUUUCCUGCUCUUCUGCCCAAAUCCAUUGAAUUCGCUACCUACUCGCAGAAACUUCCUCCAAAACCCUAUCGAAUCCCUCAUCGUCCAGCUCUAGAUCCAUCUCUUCUUCGUUUCGGCCUCUGGAUUCUCUGCUUCGAUCCUCGUUUCUUCCAUCUAGGGCUUCUUUUUUCCCGUCGAUGCCUUGACGAUUUUGUUUGUUCUCAGCUUUGGUUUCGCUUUCGGUCUGCUUAGGUUUUAGUGCGGGAGCUGAAAUUCUCGUACCUUUUUUUUUCUUUGGUGUUUGUUGUUUGUUUUCCUGUUUUUUGAUUGGAAUUUUGCGAUGGAUGGUAAUAAUUGGAGGCCUGCUGCUCAAACUCAAGCUUCAGCUGCAGCUCCAGCUCAAGCUCAAGCUCAAGCUCAAGCUCAAGCUCAAGCUGAGCCACCAACCUCCAUGGACGCGGGCGAUUGGAGGACCCAAUUACAACCUGAUUCACGGCAAAGGAUUGUCAACAAGAUAAUGGAUACUUUAAAGAGGCAUCUUCCCUUUUCGGGCCAAGAAGGGUUGCAUGAACUGAAGAAAAUUGCUGUCAGGUUUGAGGAAAAGAUAUAUUCUGCAGCGAUAAACCAGUCUGAUUAUCUGAGGAAAAUAUCACUGAAGAUGUUGACGAUGGAGUCAAAGUCUCAGAAUACAAUACCACCGAAUGCUCCUGGUAGUAGCAAAAAUCCUGCAGAUCCUGCCAAUCAAUCUCAACCACGCCAACAGUUGUUAUCACAGAACACAUCUUCUGGAGUGCAAAGUUCUGCUGGCUUACCAAGCACUCUGCCUCCCGUCAGCAGUUUAACUCAAACUCCAAUGCCAAAUGUUGUUGGCCCGAAUUCCAAUAUGCAGAGCAUUUCAGGCAUUUCGCAGAAUUCGGUAGCAAAUUCAAUGGGGCAAGGGGUGUCUUCUAAUGUGUUUGCUGGUUCUCAGAGGCAGCAGAUUCAGGGAAGGCAGCUUUCGCAGCAGGUUGUUUCCCAACAGCAGCAGCAGUCUCAGAAUCCACAUCAGUAUAUGUAUCAGCAGCAGUUACAACAACAGCUCUUGAAACAGAAGCUCCAGCAGCAGGGAAAUAUACCACCCUCACUUAUGCAAUCUCACAUUCAGCAACAACAGCAGCAGCAGCAGCAGCAGCAGCAACAGCAGCAGCAGCAGAAUCUCUUGCAACCCAAUCAAUUGCAAUCGUCUCAGCAAUCUCUUAUGCAGCAGCAGAAUCUCUUGCAACCCAAUCAAUUGCAAUCGUCUCAGCAAUCUCUUAUGCAAACAUCAUCUGUUAUGCAGCCUUCUGUGAUGCAAUCCCCUCCACUUUCUGGCCUUCAACAGAAUCAGCAGUCUUCUGCUCAACAGCCAGCACAAUCUGUUCUUCAACAGCAUCAGCAAUCAGUUCUUCGGCAGCAACAGCAGCAACAACAGGCUCCUAUUAUGCAUCAUCAGCCACAGCAGCAAAUGUUGCCAUCACAGCAGCAGCAGCAGCAGCAAUCAUUGAUGGGGCAACAGCCAAACGCUGCAAACAUGCAACAGAACCAGUUAAUUGGGCAACAAAGCAGUGUUCCCGAAAUGCAGCAGCAACAGCAACCGCAACCGCAGCUGCCGCCGCAGCAGCAGCAGCAGCAACAGCAGAGGUUGCUAGGCCAGCAGAAUAAUCUUUCAACCCUGCAACAACAGCAACAGCAGUUACUGACUCAGCAAAACAACCUCUCAAAUGUACAUCAGCAGCAGCUGGGUCCUCAAAGUAAUGUUGCCGGAAUACAGCAGCAGCAGCAAUUGCUAGGAACUCAAUCUGGUAACUCCAGCAUGCAGAAUACUCAGCACUCUGUACACAUGCUGCAACAAUCAAAGGUUACAGUGCAGCAACAAAGCCAGCAAAACACGUCAACUCCGUUACAAUCACAACCACAGGCUCCACAGCAGCAAUUGUUAUCACAGAUUCAACCACAGCCAGCACAGCUGCAACAGCAGUUGGGUUUGCAACAACAGACAAAUUUAUUGCAGCGAGAUAUGCAGCAAAGACCUCAAACUUCAGGAGUCUUGCUUCAACAGCAGAAUGUACUUGACCAGCAAAAGCAGUUAUUUCAAUCGCGUGCUAUUCCAGAGGCAUCAUCCACUUCUUUGGAUUCCACAGCUCAGACAAAUGGGGGUGAUUGGCAGGAGGAGGUUUAUCAAAAGAUUAAAUCCAUGAAGGAGAUGUUCUUACCUGAAUUGAGUGAGACGUAUCAGAAAAUUGCUGUAAAGUUGCAGCAGCAAGAUUCUCUUCCUCAACAGCCCAAGUCGCAGCAGUAUGAUAGGUUCAAAAUGGUUAAGGUUAUGUUGGAGCACAUUAUAUCAUUUCUGCAGGUUUCCAAAAGUAAUGUUACCCUUGCUUACAAAGACAAAUUGGGUUCCUAUGAAAAGCAGAUAGUUACUUUUCUUAACACAAAUAGGCCUAGGAAACCUGGUACUUCACUGCAGCCAGGGCAGCUUCCUCCGUCCCAUAUGCAGUCCAUGCAGCAGCCUCAGCAGCCACAAUCUCAGAUAACUCAAGUGCAGUCCCAUGAAAAUCCAAUGAACCCUCAAUUGCAAUCAAUGAAUUUACAAGGUUCUGUAGCACCAAUGCAGCAGAACAAUGUAACAAACUUGCAGCAUGGCGUGUCUUCUUUAUCUGGGAUUUCAACUGGGCAGCAGAGCAUGAUGAAUUCCUUGCAGCCCAGCUCAAAUUUGGAUUCUGGACAAGCGAGUGCACUGGGUUCAUUGCAGCAGGCUGCUGUGGGAUCUCUACAACAGAAUCCUGUGAGUGCUUCCCAACAGGCAAAUAUAAACACCUUGUCAUCACAGAGUGGGGUGAAUGUUCUCCAGCCUAAUAUUAACUCCCUUCAGUCAAAUUCCAGUAUUCUUCAACAUCAGCAUCUGAAGCAACAGCAGGAACAGCAUCUCUUACAGACACACCAACUGAAACAGCAGUUUCAACAGCGUCAGAUGCAUCAGCAGCAAUUCAUGCAGAAACAGCAAAUGCUGCAGCAGCAGCAGCAACAACACCAGCAGCAACAGCAGCAGCAGCAGCAACAACAGCAGCAGCAGCAGCAGCAGCAGCAACAGCAACAACCACCAUUGCACCAGCAAACAAAGCAGCAGCAAGCCACACAGUUACAAGCACAUCAAAUGCCACAGCUUCAUCAGAUGAAUGAUGUGAAUGACAUGAAGGUUAGACACGGAAUGAAUGUUAAGCCAGCUGUUUUCCAGUCACAUCCUUCUGCAGGCCAGCGUUCAGCUUAUCAUCACCAACAGUUGAAACAAGGCGCUUCUUUUCCAAUAUCUUCGCCCCAGCUUCUACAGGCUGCAUCCCCGCAAAUUCCUCAACAUUCUUCUCCUCAAAUUGACCAGCAAAAUAUGCUGACAUCCUAUACAAAAGCUGGAACUCCUUUGCAAUCUGGAAACUCUCCAUUUGUUCCAUCUCCAUCAACUCCACAUGCUCCAUCCCCUAUGCCUGGUGAUUCUGAGAAGCUUAAUACUGGUGUUUCAUCCCUUUCAAAUUCAGGAAAUAUUGGACAUCAACAAACAACCGGUGCAGUAGCUCCGGCUCCAUCCCUUGCCAUUGGCACUCCUGGGAUAUCAGCCUCUCCUUUGCUGGCAGAAUUCACUAGUCCAGAUGGGAAUCAUGGCAAUCUCUCAAUAAAUGCCCCGGGCAAGUCAAGUGUGACAGAGCAGCCUUUGGAGCGCUUACUCAAAGCGGUAAAAUCAAUCUCACCUAAAGCGCUAAGUGAUUCGGUAAGCGACAUUGGCUCAGUUGUUAGUAUGAUAGAUAGGAUAGCAGGAUCUGCACCAGGUAAUGGAUCUAGGGCUGCGGUUGGUGAGGAUUUGGUUGCCAUGACAAAGUGCCGUUUGCAAGCAAGGAAUGUGGCUGCACAAGAUGGGAUGACUGGGGCAAAGAAAAUGAGGCGCUACACUAGUGCCAUGCCCUUAAAUGUUGUGUCAUCAGCUGGCAGUAUAAAUGAUAGUUUCAAGCAAUUCAGUGAGACAUCUGACCUGGAAUCAACUGCAACAUCUAGUAUCAAAAGGCCUAAGAUUGAGGCAAAUCAUGCCCUUUUGGAAGAAAUAAGGGAGAUAAAUCGGCGGCUUAUAGACACUGUUGUAGAUAUCAGUGAUGAGGAUGUUGAUCCAACUGCAUUUGCUGCUGCUGCUGAAGGUGGUGAAGGAACUAUUGUCAAGUGUUCAUUUACUGCUGUGGCUUUGUGUCCAAACUUGAAAUCGCAGUAUGCUUCAGCCCAAAUGUCACCGAUUCAGCCAUUGCGACUGCUUGUUCCUGUGAAUUAUCCUAAUUGCUCCCCAAUCCUCCUUGACAAGUUUCCAGUUGAAGUCAGCAAGGAGCAUGAAGAUCUCUCAGUAAAAGCGAAGUCACGGUUUAGCAUCUGUCUUCGAAGCCUUUCACAGCCUAUGUCACUUGAGGCAAUAGCCAGAACAUGGGAUAUCUGUGCUCGUGCUGUUGUUUCCGAACAUGCACAACAGAGUGGUGGAGGCAGCUUCAGCUCUAAAUAUGGGACUUGGGAGAACUGCUUGACUGCAUGAAUGCUUCUUUGAUCCUUCCAUAAGUCCCACUAAUAUAUUUUUUUUUUUAUAAAUUGUGAUGCAGAGUUCUCUUAUCACCGUUGCGCGGGCAUUUUGUCGAUUUUAGAGCUCACAGGGCUGCCCUGGGUUUUGUAUUUAUAUUAUAAAUCAUAGGUAAUAAUGUGUUUGUAUGUAAAAUGGUACAUUGCACAUGCAUCCUAGGUUUCUAUUGCCAUGCUUGUUGCUUGUACAAAACUACAUUGCAACUUGCAUGAAUGGUGGUGGGGCUGGUGGUUUUUGUAUGUUUGUAACAUUAUAUAAUUGUAUUGCAUAAAAUAAUAAGUUGCUCGAGUGGUAUUUUAUUGUGGUAAAUUCGGACCUUCCGCAUUUACCUUUAACCAA
Messenger RNA from Malania oleifera, 5035 nucleotides. RefSeq names its product mediator of RNA polymerase II transcription subunit 15a. Bases 419 to 4654 code for a protein of 1411 amino acids. Gene Ontology annotation, molecular function: chromatin DNA binding; transcription coactivator activity. Lineage: Eukaryota; Viridiplantae; Streptophyta; Magnoliopsida; Santalales; Ximeniaceae. The transcript has 11 exons. The record is from RefSeq and is a predicted model, not a curated record. Gene Ontology annotation, biological process: regulation of DNA-templated transcription.